Molecule: messenger RNA, 4161 nt
Organism: Hyposmocoma kahamanoa
Lineage: Eukaryota; Metazoa; Arthropoda; Insecta; Lepidoptera; Cosmopterigidae
Gene: Oseg2
Product: intraflagellar transport protein 172 homolog
Exons: 30
Coding region: 34-3975 (1313 amino acids)
Biological process (GO): intraciliary transport
Cellular component (GO): axoneme; intraciliary transport particle B; ciliary basal body
Molecular function (GO): protein binding
Source: RefSeq, a predicted model, not a curated record
UUGAGUGCUCAAAGUUUAAAUAAACUGAAGAAAAUGCGUUUAAAGUAUUCGAAAACCCUGCUGGAGGCCCAAGGAAGUGAGAGUCCAAUAGCAGGCAUUAGUUGGUCGCCGAAUAAUAUAAAGCUGGCGAUAGCGACAUGUGACCGAGUGGUGUUGUUAUUCGACCACAACGGAGUGAGAAGAGACAAGUUCAGCACCAAGCCCGCAGAUCCGCAGGCGGGAAGAAAAUCUUAUGUUAUUACAAGUAUAGUCUUCAGUGACAACUCAGAGCUGUUAGGUAUAGCUCAAAGCGACAACAUGGUGUUUGUGUAUCGCGUAGGCUCCGACUGGAACGGCAAGAAGGUCAUUUGCAACAAGUUCCCUCUCUCUGGAUCGCCUCUUCAUUUGCUUCCCGUCGAAAAUGGAUUUUGUACUGGGACUAGUGAUGGGAAGAUAAGGUCAUUGGAUUGCAAAAGUAACAAAAGCUCAAGCCUGUGGACGGCCGGGGCGUGCUGCAUAUCACUCGUGCGCGGCAGCGAAGGUACCAUCGCGUCAGGACAUGUGGACGGGACUAUAUACCUGAAUGGAAGGCUAUUGCUGCGAUAUGCUUUGCCACCCUCAGCUUUGAUAUUGUUGCCGCCUUACUUGAUCGUGGGCUCGUGUGACGGCAGAGUGGCCGUGUAUGAGGCGCAACGCGGUGUUCUCAUUCGCAACAUUGAACCUCAAUUACCUGUGGAUAGACGUGAUCUUAUUGCAGCAGCACCCAGUCCUUCCGGACAGACAGUGGCUUUCGGCAUUUUCGAUGGUUGCCUAAUCGGUGAAGUAAAGGAUUCUGGGGGUGUGGAGUUGUCCACGUUCUCUAUUCCUAAUCUCUAUGCCGCUCGUGCUUUGGCCUGGAGCGGUGACGGCACUAAGUUGGCAAUCGGUUCGCAGACUGGCGCUGUUAUACAGUUGGAAGCUGUGUUGAGACGUUGGGUGUGGCGCGACUCAGUAGAAGUACAGCAUGUCAGCCCCAAGCAGCUAAUACUGACCAGACUGGCUAACGACUCUCCCCCUCUCACUGUUACUACGAAACAUGCUCCGGAUAUCUUCAAUGUACGGUUUAUUGGUAACGAUUGGUAUGCAGUGUGUCGUACAGCUAGUACGUUGAUUUUGUGUGACAUAGCCCGAGGAUUGACUAGCGAGAUAGCAUGGUCGGGUAGCGGUGAGCGAAUCUAUGCGGCCGUCGGUGGAGCCUGUCUUUUGCAUCGGGCUGGAGAACUCAGUGUUGUUGAGUACGGACUCGACAAAAUUCUGCAUACGGUUCGUACAGAAAGAGUGAAUCCCCACGUGUUAAGCGUGCGCAUCAAUGAAGGUACAAGCGAACGUGAACGCGACAGGAAACACCUCGCCUACUUGCUUGAUAGACAAACUAUAGCCGUAGUGGAUCUUACUACUGGUGUGCAACUCGGUCAAUGGUGGCACGAGGCUCGCGUAGAUUGGCUCGAGCUGAACGAAAGUGGGCAACUGCUGCUGUUGAGAGACACAAGGCGAAGACUUCUGCUUUUACGAUUCGAUACGGGUGAAAAGGAGAUAAUCGCAAGCGGCGUCGGGUUUGUGCAGUGGAUUGAAAACAGUGACGCUGUAGUAGCACAAACACCUACUCAUCUUCUCGUUUGGUAUACUGCAUGGGACACAGGCAGCGUAGACAUGGCAGAAUGUGGUGGAGGGAUCGCGGUGGAGGUUACAGCACGAAAAGUGAUCUUCGAAGGUGGUCAGAUGCCUUACUUGCAAUUGGACGAACAUCGGCUUGCUUUCAACAACGCGCUACGCAAUGGUGAUCUAACGGGAUGUGCUAAGUAUUUAGACGGCGUGAGCAGCAAUGCUGACGUAGGCCCCUUAUGGAGGCAGUUGGCAGAGCGCGCUUUAGCUGACGAAGACGUACAGCUAGCAGCGAAAUGCUAUCGUGAAAUUGGUGAUGAAGCUCGUACGUUUUACCUCGAGAAGACUGUGGAGUUAGCUACGGAGGAAGGGAACGGAGAUAGCACUGCUGGUCUCAACAGCCCGGUAAUCCGAGCUCGUCUCGCAAUCUUUGCCGGAGAUCUAUCCACGGCUGAAGACUACUAUGUGAAAAAAGCCAACAGACCAGAACUGGCCAUCAAUAUGUACAAACAGUUCAACCGAUGGACCGAUGCUAUUGCUUUGGCCGAAAGAACCAAUCGACCCGCCGUGACGGGGUUAAAACAACAGCAUAUGGAUUAUUUGACUUCUACUGGGCGUUUAGGAGAAGCCGGUGCAGCAUUAGCUGCUGUUGGCGACUUCCAAGGCGCAGUUCGUUUCUGGUUGAAAGGCGGGCGCGCUAGGCGGGCGGCCAAUCUACUUCUACAACAUCCACAGUUGCUUAGGGACAACGAUAUCGUUGAUUCUGUACAUACGCAACUUAUUCAGGAGGAAUGGUGGGAGAUGGCUGGGGAGAUAUCGGAGAGAAUGGGUGAUACGAAAGCUGCUGUUGAGUACUAUGCCAAAGGGAAUAACUUUGCUAGAGCUGUACAACUUGCACGAGAGGCUUGUCCAGAAGAAGUGACACGUUUAGAAGGGAUGUGGGGCAAUUGGCUAGUAUCGUCUCGACAAGCAGGUGCUGCAGUGCCGCAUCUGAUCGAGGCUGGGGAAACCCGCGCGGCGUUGACCGCCGCAAUCAAGGCUCAUCAUUAUAAGCGGGCUCUACAGAUCGUGCAGGUUAUCGAGGACAAAGAUUCUAUUCGGGAACAAUGCGAACAGUUAGGAGAUCAUUUCAUUUCUAUCCAAGAAUGGGACACAGCAGAACGAGUACUCAGCUCAUGUGGCAUGGCAGAAAGAUGUGUUCGCGCAUACAACACUGCAGGAAAAGUUGCUGAUGGUCUACGUUUAGCUGCACAGCAUCUAUCCGAAGAAGAGACCAGGAACAUUUACUUGCCAUUGGUUAAGCAGUUGAGACAGGAGGGACAGUUAAGGAAGGCUGAACAGAUCUACAUUGGGCUUGGAGAAGCUGAUGAAGCUAUUUCUAUGUAUAAGGAAGCGUCUCAGUAUGAAGCAAUGUUGCGUUUGGUAGCUGCACACCGUAGCUCUCUACUUGAAGCUACCCGACGUCAUGUGGCUCAAGCUUUGCAUGCCUCUGGGGAUCUUAGAGCCGCUGAAAAUUAUUAUAUUCAAGCUGGUGACUGGAAAAGCGCCAUACAAAUGUACCGAUCGGCUGGUCAAUGGGAAGGAGCUGAACGGGUUGCAAGAGCUCAUGCACCAAGUAGCGUCCAACAACAGGUGGCGCUUCAAUGGGCAGCGGCAUUAGGAGGUGCUCCAGCUGCUAGGCUUCUAGCCGCUCGAGGUCUGGCUGCCCUUGGUGCUCGUUGGGCUUUACAAGCUCAAAGAUGUGGCCUUAUUUCACCAAUAGCUAUCACUCUAUUAAUGGCUCUACAUGUCCCACAAAUAGCGACCAGAGCGGCACGGGCUCUACCACGAUACACCGAUAUCACAGUUGCUGACAUCGUAUAUUACGCAUGUGGUGUGGCGGUACGCGCAGAAGGCAGCUCAGGUGUCCGCGAAGCUUUUGUAUUACUGAACAGGAGUCUCGAUCUAGCCGAGGCGGCAGACGACGACUCCGCGCAUUUGCUUGACUUUACUGAUUUCGAAUGUACAGACUGGUCGCGCACGCCUCUCCUGUUGGAUAGUGCGUGUCUGAAAGGUAGUGCUCUAGAAGAGAUUCGUGAGUGGGUGCUUUCUGUGUCCAUGGAUCAAGCAGUUGAACAAACGUUGCCGGUAGAUACUCGCAGCUUAUAUAGUUCGAGCGUAGGUGCAGAAGAAGCAUGUUGUGUACUUACCGGAUUUCCACUUGGUUCGCGACUUGUCACUUUUACAAACGGUCGUUGUGCAAAUCGCGAGUGGUGGUCACGUGCGGUGAACGCGAGUCGCAACGGGGGAACAGUGGCCGCUUUAUUAAAUCAUAUAACCUUCUGGUGCGGCCCGGCGGAUUAUUCACAUAUAUAAGGAAAGCUGUACUAUUUAUACUUUGCUGAAACUUUGAGGGCUUAUUGUACUUAUAAAUGCAAUCUUGUUUUCUCUGUAACGUUUGGAAGUGAUGUAAAUCAUUUUAUCUGAUGUACGUAGAUUACACUAUUAAGUAUUUAAUUGACUUUUCAUUUUGUUUUAAUUUAUAGUGCAUUCGUUUGUUUG